UUUCCUGAAAUUGAAGUACUUUUUCAGUUGCAUAUUUACAGAAAUGCACUAUAUUUCAAUCAACAAUGCAAGGAAAUAUAUUAGUUAUCAUUGACAGUGGCUUGAAUAAAUUGAUUUAAUUAUUUUUGUCAUAGCAUUAAUGAUGUUAUUAUGUUUCGCUCAACGUUUUUGUCUCUACCGGUCAGGCCCAGCCGGGCGUGUAUUGUGUACCCCUACCUCACCCAAAGAGAAGUGCCAUCAAUUAGCCCGCGAGUGUCUCGUAGCCAUGGGCGCUCUCUUCCCUAGAUUUAACCAACAUGCAUGUUCAAACGAUUAGUCCCUCCUUAGUAUAAAAGCUACGUCAAAGACAUCGAAAUUUACCAGAAGAGGAUUCACUGAUUUCACAGUAAGACGCGAUCGCGUCAUUUUUUGGUGAUAAACAAAAAUUACAUACAUGUAUAUACAUAUAUAUUUUUGUAUGCCGGUGAAAAAUUAACAAAAAAAGAAUAAAAGUUUGAUGAUGGGUUAUUCUAAGCAGGUAGUGUUGCAGUUACUUCUUCUUUUUGCAUACUCGAUUAAUGCUGAACCGAUCGGUAAAAGAGAAGCACCUUCAUUAGAUUACGGACCUCCACCACCACCACCACCACCACCAUCAUCGUCGUAUAAUUCUCCACCAUCGUCGUAUGGCCCUCCAGCACCUUCAUAUGGGCCACCAGAACCUUCAUACAGACCACCUGCACCUUCAUACGGACCACCUGCACCUUCAUACGGACCGCCUGCACCUUCAUAUGGACCACCAGCACCUUCAUAUGAACCACCAGCACCUUCCUAUGGGCCACCAGCACCUUCAUAUGAACCACCAGCAUCUUCCUAUGGACCCCCAGAACUUUCGUAUGAAUCCUCAGCACCUUCAGCUCCGGCUGGUGAAUGGAAAAAAAAGCUGACAUGGAAAGAAGAAUGGAAACAAGUCUGGCUAACUAAAAAAAAAUUAGAGUGGAAGCAGGAAUGGAAAAAAAUUAAAGUACCUGCCUGGAAAGAAAUUAAAGUCCCAGUAUGGAAAGAAGUUAAAGUCGAAGCUUGGAAAAAAGUUCAAAAGCCUGUUUGGGAGAAUAUACAAAUUCCCGCUUGGAAAGAAGUUCAAGUUCCAGACUGGAAAAAAAUAUGGAAGCCAGUUUGGAAUGUUGUUCAAGUGCCAGUAUGGAAAGAAGUUCAAGUAGCCGAUUGGAAACAAAUUUGGAUACCUGAAUGGGUUGAAACUCAUGAGAAUACGGUUCAAAGCUACGAACCAUCGAUUUCAAGCCACAGUUCUCCAACACAAAGUUACGGUCCUCCAGCUCAAAGUUAUGGCCCUCCAGCACAAAGUUACGGUCCUCCAGCCCAAAGUUAUGGUACUCCAGCAUCAAGUUAUGGAGUUCCUUCUCAUGAUUCUGGAAAUGGAUAUCACUAUGAUGCUCCAAUUCAAUCUGCUCCCCAAAAAAAACUUAUUUGGAAACCAAUUUGGAAAAAAGUAUGGAGAACGGAAAAAAAGCAAGCUUGGGAAUCUCAGAAAAAAAUGGAAUGGAAAGCUGAAUGGAAAAAAGUUUGGAAAACUGAAAAGAAACAAAUUUGGCAAACUGAUAAGAAACUUACCUGGAAAAGUGAAGAUGUAAAGGUAUGGGUACCGUCAAAAAAACAGGUGUGGAUACCACAAAAUGUCAAGGUAUGGAAAGAUGAGUGGAAGAGUAAGAAUGUACCCGUAUGGAAGAAUGUGCAGGUGCCAACAUGGAAGAAAGUCUGGAAACCUGUAUGGGAGAAAGUUUGGGUACCAGCAGAUUCGCAUCAGCAUCAAGAAGAACAUCCUGGAUAUCAACGAUGAGCUCGCUUUUAUUUCUUAUUUUGAGAGAAGGUAGAACAGGAGAAAAAAUUUUAUUUCCCCUGGAUAUUUAUUGUUAUAAAUAGAAGAUUUUUUUCUUCUUAGUUAUAAGUUGUAAAUAUUAUUAUAUAUAUAAAAAUAAAAUAAAAAUAUAUUUCUACAUA
This is a messenger RNA of Microplitis mediator, 1995 nucleotides long. RefSeq lists its product as uncharacterized. Lineage: Eukaryota; Metazoa; Arthropoda; Insecta; Hymenoptera; Braconidae. Bases 497 to 1834 code for a protein of 445 amino acids. The transcript is spliced from 3 exons. The record is from RefSeq and is a predicted model, not a curated record.